AGGGCGAGCAAAGGGACAAACAAGGACAAUGCUGAGCAUGGAGAUGUACCCCAGUUUGACUAUGGGACCACAAAGGAUUGGAGACUGCUUUUACAGAGACCGACAGGCUCCAGCCCACAUGCCGUUGUUCCCCACUGCCUGUGACAUGGCGGCCAAAGCCCUGCCACCGAGGGUGCUGGCCCCUCCCCCUGUCCCCAACGAGCCUGCCACCAAAACCCCAAAAGAUGAGGUGAGGAUGGAGCUGGAGAACGCGUCUUUAUGGAAACAGUUCAGCUCGGUGGGCACAGAGAUGAUCAUCACAAAGAAGGGCAGACGAAUGUUCCCCGGGCUGAGGUUGAAGCUCUCAGGCCUGAACCCAUCUCUCCGUUACAUCCUCCUCCUGGACAUCAUCCCGGCAGACAACUCCCGUUACCGUUUCCAAGGGGGUGGCUGGCAGGCUGUUGGCGGGGCAGAGGCGAGGCUACCAGACCGCGUUUUCAUCCACCCAGACUCACCUGCCACGGGCUCUCACUGGCAGGGCCGCACCAUCUCCUUUCACUACGCCAAGCUCACCAACAACACACUGGACACACAGGGACAUAUAAUCCUGCACUCGCUGCAUCGCUACCAGCCCAGACUUCAUGUAAUUGAAGCCAGAGACAUGCUGAGGUGGGGCGGAGGGCAGCACUCCUUCGUUUUCCCUGAGACCCAGUUUAUCACAGUCACUGCCUACCAGAACAACAAGAUCACAGAGCUAAAGAUCAAUUCCAACCCCUUUGCUAAAGGCUUCCGAGAGGACGGCAUGAACAGCAAAAAACAAAGAGAUGCAAGACAGAAGCGCAAAAUAUCUGACUUGACAGAAACCUUGGAUAUCGUGAACUGUGACCCAUGCGACUCUACUGAGCUUCUGCCGCAACCCAUAACCACCACUACCACCAGCACAGACCUGCAGGCCCUCGCUCUGGCCUCUAUGCCACCACUGCCUGACCCCUCCUGCGGGUUCAGACCAGAGGAGGCCUCCUAUCAGGACACGCUGGUCCCGCAGCAUGCGCUAGACCUCGGCCACGCAUUCAUGGCAUCCCAGAUGUCUGAUAUCAGCAUCUCCAUGGCUGGUGGGAUGCAGGAAAGAGUGGGAGGCGAGGUGGCAAAUAGUAUGAUUGAACGAUCAGACACUACAGCUUACACCUCCAACUUCACUGAUGCUCAGGCCAACUCCUGUUUCCCCUCAGCUCCUCUUCCUCCGUCAUCCUCCUCCUUCUCCUCCCUUCCCACCCUCGACUCUUCCGAUAUAUCCGAUCCUCAGCCCUCCAUCCCUCCUAUCGACUAUCCCACCAUUCUUUCCUCCUCCCCCACGCUCUCCUCCUCUUCCUCCUCCACCACUCCCUUACUGCAGCAGACCUCCUUCACCUUCCCCACUCCGCCUCCUUCUAACUCCUCCUCACCACAGCCACUCCUGUCCUCCUCUUCCCCCUCUGCUAACACUUAUCACACCAUCCCAGAGGCAAUCAGCCCCCAUACACCCACAGACGCCUCUUUUCCUGCCCUAGAUUCCACAUUUCAGUCAGGUCUGCAGGACCAAAUAUCAGCUGACUCUCUGCUCACCCAACCUGGUCAGCCGAUGCAGGGUGAACCUGUUGCCAGCGGAAAUGAUGCGCCCAGCGAUCAAAGCUCAGCAGCAUUUAUCUAUCCAAAUAACUUUCAUGCAAAUCCUAAUCCUGCUCCAGUUACCACACAGCCUCUCCCCAACAAAAACCACCCACUGGCUCCUAGUUUGCCAUACUCUCUACCCACUCAUGGUGCCCCCUCAUCUUUUGCCUUCCCCUCUCUCCCACCACACAUGCAAAAUCUGUCAUUUGCGAAUGUGCCUCCCAGCUCUGCCCACCCUGCCCUGCACCUCCAAAACCUGAGCCACCAAUCCCAAGCUCCCUUCCCACCCUCCUCCUUCGCUCAUCCAUCAUCCUCCAUUCCUCACCCUCCUUUCCAACCCUCCUCUUGCUUGGCUGUCUCCUCGUCUUUCCAGCAGUCUGUCACCUCUGCUCCUUCAAUGACACAAACAGCCCAUCCUCAAAACCUGCCCAAUCCCCGUACUUCCUCCUGCCCCUCCUCUUACCCUCCAGUUGAAAUGGGUGCCAUCCCACAGUUCAAUCAAGCAGCCCCCUUCCGCCCAGAGAUGGUUCUGCACCACCCGUCUCUUCUCCCUCCGCUGGAUCCAUCACUCCCCUCCAGUCUUCCCUCCUCCACCCCUCCCCCAGCCCUCUACCCCGCCUUUCCAUCCUACUCUCUCAGGCUUUGUCAGGACCCUCACUCACCGCUCUCCAUCCCGUUCAGGCAUCUGUACCGGCAACACCAGCAUGGCCACGCCCACCCCCAAGGGUCCUACCUGGAUAUGAGCACAAGAGCUGUGUUUUAAA
Micropterus dolomieu (smallmouth bass) is the source of this 2390-nucleotide messenger RNA. It is a transcript of the gene tbx6, whose product is annotated as T-box transcription factor 6. Lineage: Eukaryota; Metazoa; Chordata; Actinopteri; Centrarchiformes; Centrarchidae. Gene Ontology annotation, biological process: regulation of transcription by RNA polymerase II; heart looping; vasculogenesis. The record is from RefSeq and is a predicted model, not a curated record. Bases 29 to 2389 code for a protein of 786 amino acids. Gene Ontology annotation, molecular function: DNA-binding transcription factor activity, RNA polymerase II-specific; RNA polymerase II cis-regulatory region sequence-specific DNA binding. The transcript is spliced from 8 exons. Gene Ontology annotation, cellular component: nucleus.